Molecule: messenger RNA, 297 nt
Organism: Cylicostephanus goldi
Lineage: Eukaryota; Metazoa; Nematoda; Chromadorea; Rhabditida; Strongylidae
Source: the annotation of a GenBank genome assembly
AUGAAAAAAGUCUUAUUGACUCAGACAUCAAAUGAGCUGGUCCAGAUUUAUUCCUCCACUCCAUGUGUGCGAACGAUAGCGAAGCAGCCGUUUUUGGCUACCAAUGAGAUCCAUCAAGUAAUGCUACAGUAUGUGCCGGAUUAUUCAGGUCAUCGAACCCAUAUUCUGACGGCCGUGGAUGUGUCCUCCAAACGUUUGGUGAACAUAUGGAUGGCUCAUGCCAAGGCAGAACCUCCAAACAUCUCAAAAACGUAUGAUAUGCGCAUUCCAAUCAGCGAAGACACCAUAAUAACCAAG